Penicillium argentinense is the source of this 762-nucleotide messenger RNA. Its product is annotated as DUF3455 domain-containing protein. The record is from RefSeq and is a predicted model, not a curated record. Bases 1 to 762 code for a protein of 253 amino acids. Lineage: Eukaryota; Fungi; Ascomycota; Eurotiomycetes; Eurotiales; Aspergillaceae. The transcript is spliced from 2 exons.
AUGAAAGCGAUCGCGACAUUUCUUUUUCUUUUUAUUGGGAUUGCGGAGGUAUUGUCUCUCUCCGAACCUCUGCGACUCGUAUCUGCAUUUUCUCAUAUCACCGGUGAGCUCGACAAGCUUAGCCUUGGGAAUUGUUCAUUGAAAGGCCUAGAGCUCCCGCUCAAUCAUACCAAGACAAGGCUUCCUGGGCCAUCGUCCCAUCUGAGUCUAAAGUUCGUUGCUAUUGGCCGCGGCACCCAGAACUAUUCAUGCUCAUCUUCGGAAACAUCAUCUCACCCGAAAAAGUCAUCAACCCCAGUAGCGACUGGGGCAGCGGCUACACUUUUCGACGCAUCUUGCUUGGCAUCGCAGUCACUUACACUGCUCCAUGAAUUUCCCGCUGCUAUUGGCCAUAUUUCGCCUGGUUCUCUUGCUUUCAUGGCGGAGGCUCUCACUCUAAUUACGAAUACGUCCGAACUCAUCAUCGGCGAGCACUAUUUCAAUACUGCAGGUGAUCCCUUCUUUGACUUGAGCAUGAGUGGACUGGAUAUGUGGAUUGAUGCCAAGAAAAAGGCGUCUGUGAAUGCACCGACGAGGGUAUCUAGGUCGUCUGGAAAAGAUGAGAGUGACGUUCCAUGGUUGAAGCUCGGAUGUAAGAACUGCAAGGACAUUCAAGAAGUUUAUCGAGUCCUGACUUUCGAAGGAGUUGCACCCUCAACCUGCAUGGGCCAGAAUGAUACGGUUCUCAUCCAAUACGCUGCUGAAUACUGGUUUUACGGGUAA